This is a messenger RNA of Colletotrichum truncatum, 1722 nucleotides long. Its product is annotated as choline transport. Gene Ontology annotation, cellular component: membrane. Gene Ontology annotation, biological process: transmembrane transport; amino acid transport. The record is from RefSeq and is a predicted model, not a curated record. Gene Ontology annotation, molecular function: transmembrane transporter activity. NCBI's taxonomy places the organism in Eukaryota, Fungi, Ascomycota, Sordariomycetes, Glomerellales, Glomerellaceae.
AUGUUCCAUAUGUCUAAUGAAACAAGUCCUUCCGAUAAUGAUGCGUACAAUCACUCCCUCAACUUAUUUCUCUAUUCACACUAUUCUUGGCGUACAUCUGAGUUCGCGCGGGAGUUAACCAUGAGUGGUUCCAAAAAGCUUAGUGACGCUGAUGAUGUUGGCACGUCUGACAUCAACAAGGCAAUCACGUCGCAAUCGGCUGAGCAAAAGGAUGUCGUGAUCAACGCGUCAGGACACGUCCAGGAGCUUCAGAGGAACUUCAAUCUUCUUUCCCUUGCCGGCGUCGGUCUCGUCGUCGGCAACGUCUGGCCCGCGAUCGGCGGCUCUAUCCUCGUCGCAAUCUUUAACGGCGGACCACCAGGUGUCCUUUACGAGUUCAUCGCCGUCUCUGUCUGCUACUGGACCGUCGCCGCCAGCAUUGCUGAGCUUGCUAGUGCCAUUCCCUCUUCCGCCGGUGUCUACCACUGGGCUUCCGUUACACCUGGUCGGCGAUGGGGUCGCGCCGUCGGUUUCUUCGCAGGUUGGUGGAAUUACCUGGCCUGGAUCCUCGGCGCGGCCAGCAUGGCUUCCAUCUUCGGCAAUACAGUCGUGCAGAUGUACGCGCUCAACCAUGCUGGGUUUGAAGCGAAGCCCUGGCACGUCUUCGUCGUCUAUCUGAUCGUGACGUGGCUUGCAUGUGCGAUGGUAUGCCUUGCUAAUAGCGCGAUGCCGCGGAUCAAUGAUUUCGGGGUGUUUGCGAUUCUGGCAGGUUUCCUCGUCACGAUUAUAGUUGUGGCCGUCAUGCCCGGCCGAGACGGACGACCACCACAUGCAUCCUCCUCCUUCGUCUGGGCUGAAUGGACCGCCGACGUCGGCUAUCCGGAUGGCUUCGUGUUUCUGGCUGGCAUGCUUAACGGCGCCUUCAGCGUUGGUGCCGUUGACGCCACAACGCACUUGGCAGAAGAAAUCCCCAACCCGCAGCGCAACGUUCCCAUCGCUCUUGGGUUGCAAAUGAGCAUUGGUUUCAUGACUGGCUUUUGUUACUUGGUUACCAUCAUGUACGCGAUCAACGACUACGAUGCACUCUUCAGCUCUCCGUAUCCUAUUGCCGAAAUCUAUCGCCAGGCCACUGGUUCACCUGCUGGCGCAACCGGGUUGCUUGCCCUCGUACUAAUGUGCAUUGGCUUGACAAUAAUGGGACUCUACAUUACUUGUGGCCGGACACUUUGGGCUCUUGCUCGUGACGGUGCAAGUCCCCGACCUGAAAUAUUGGGACGGGUAAGCCCCAGGCUAGGAAUGCCUAUGUGGUCCACCGUGUCAUCGGCUCUACUAGUCACCGUUCUUGGCGCAAUUUAUGUGGGCAGCACAACGGCUUUCAACGCCUUUGUCGGCAGCUUCAUUCUUCUAUCUAGUAGCUCGUACCUCGCAGCUAUUCUUCCCAAUCUCCUGGCAGGAAGGAAGCGAGUUCAUUAUGGGCCUUUUCACAUGCGUAGAUGGGUCGGCUUUGUUAUCAACGGUGUGGCGUGCACAUAUAUGCUUGUGUGGUUUGUCAUCUACAGUUUCCCUUUUGCCCUCCCUACCACUGCUCAGAGCAUGAAUUACGCGUGUCUGAUUUGGGGUGGUCUCACGUUCUUUGUUGGAGUAUGGUGGUUCGUUGGUGCCAGGAAGGGAUACCAAGGUCCUACAACUACAGGUGGAACUGAGGCUGAAGGGGCUUCAGGUCAUCAUCACUAUGCGGCUUGA